Messenger RNA from Acomys russatus (golden spiny mouse), 699 nucleotides. RefSeq names its product melanoma-associated antigen B4-like. The record is from RefSeq and is a predicted model, not a curated record. Gene Ontology annotation, cellular component: nucleus. The transcript has a single exon. Gene Ontology annotation, biological process: negative regulation of transcription by RNA polymerase II. NCBI's taxonomy places the organism in Eukaryota, Metazoa, Chordata, Mammalia, Rodentia, Muridae. The coding region runs from base 1 to 699 and encodes 232 amino acids.
AUGGCUCUUUUAUCAAGGAAGGCAGCAAUGCUGGUGUCAUUCUUGCUCUGCAGGUACAAAAUUAAAGAGCCUGCAAGGAGGGCAGAUAUGCUGAAAGUUAUCAAUAAAAGGUUCAAGGAGCACUUCCCUGAGAUCUUUGAGAUAGCCCGCUGUCGACUGGACAUAGUGUUUGGCAUUGAGAUGGAAGAAGUCCAGCCCAAUGGUGAGGCCUACAUGCUUGUCAGCAAGCUAGAUUUCAAAGAUGAUGGGAGUAGCAGCACUGAGCUGGGUGUUCCCAACAGGGGCAUUCUGACUCCCCUCCUAAGUGUGAUCUUCUUAAAUGGCUACAUUGCCACAGAGAAGGAGGUCUGGCACUUCCUGAAUAUGUUAGGAGUCUAUGAUGAGGUCCCACACCUCAUCUUUGGGAAUGUAAGGAAGCUCAUCACUGAAGAUAUAGUGGAAGAAAAGUACCUGGAAUACUGUCAGAUUCCUGACAGUGACCUACCAUGCUAUCAGUUCCUAUGGGGUCCAAGAGCCUAUGCUGAAACCAGCCAGGCAACAGUGAAGGACUUUUUAGCUAAGAUCCGUAAAGCCAUGCCCAGUGCUGCCUGGUCUCCUUAUGAACAGGCUUUGAUUGAGGAGGCAGAGAAGAUGCAAGCCAAAUCUGCAUACAAACCUGAGACCAAAGGCAAAGCCAAGGGACAUUCUAAGAGCAAGUGA